This is a messenger RNA of Staurois parvus, 369 nucleotides long. Lineage: Eukaryota; Metazoa; Chordata; Amphibia; Anura; Ranidae. The record is from the annotation of a GenBank genome assembly.
UUAGUCUUCCACAGGUGUACCGGCUCCUCCCAUUCAGUCUUGCACAGGUGUACUGGCUCCUCCCCUUCAGUCUUGCACAGUUGUACUGGCCCCUCCCCUUCUGUAUUGCACAUGUGUACUGGCCCCUCCCCUUUAGUCUUCCACAGGUGUACCGGCUCCUCCCAUUCAGUCUUGAACAGGUGUACCGGCUCCUCCCCUUCAGUCUUGCACAGGUGUACCGGCUCCUCCCCUUUAGUCUUGCACAGGUGUACUGGCUCCUCCCCUUCAGUCUUGCACAGGUGUAUCGGCUACUCUUCUGGAACGUCUUCCUCUGAUGUCACUGCACACGCUGCAGCCAGUCAGAUAGAGCUCUGCCUCCUUUCCUGGCUG